Messenger RNA from Drosophila arizonae, 2093 nucleotides. It is a transcript of the gene Acer, whose product is annotated as Angiotensin-converting enzyme-related. Gene Ontology annotation, cellular component: plasma membrane. NCBI's taxonomy places the organism in Eukaryota, Metazoa, Arthropoda, Insecta, Diptera, Drosophilidae. Gene Ontology annotation, biological process: proteolysis. Gene Ontology annotation, molecular function: metallopeptidase activity; peptidyl-dipeptidase activity. The record is from RefSeq and is a predicted model, not a curated record.
AACUUAUACUGCUUAACAGUGCUCUGUAAUCGAAACAAGCAGCACUGUCUGAGUGCUCUAAAAAUUCACAGUUAGUCUAGCACUGAUAACGAACGGAUCAGAGGAGAGAUUAGACUGGUUGCAAUGAGGAGUCUGCUAGUAUAUUGCUUGGUGGCCUUUGCACUUGUGCCGUGGCUGCCCUAUGGAACUGCCUAUGAGACUUGCUCCGCCUCGGCGCAGCAGGCUCAUUGCUUUUUCGAGCAGGAGAAUUCGAAGCUGCGUGAACGGUACCAUGCCGAAUAUUCUGCUGCAUUCACGUACAACACCAACGUGACGGAGGAGAACCGUCAGGCCAUGAUAGCGGUCUAUGCUGAAGGCGCCAGGCAGAACAAAUUAUUGGCGCAGACUAUUCGAGCGGCCAACUAUGCCAAGUCGGAAGAUGGAAACAUUCGCAGGCAGGCGCGAAUGCUGCAAGAGCUGGGUGCGGAUGUACUCGAGCCCAAUGACUAUUUGGAGCUGAAGAACGCGAUAAGCGCCAUGCAAUCCAAUUAUGCCACCACCACUGUUUGCUCCUACACGAAUCGCACCAACUGCUCCUUGACGCUUGAGCCGCACAUCCAAGAGCGUCUGUCCAACAGUCGCGAUCCGGCCGAGCUGGCCUGGUAUUGGCGCGAAUGGUACGAUAAGGCGGGGACACCAAUGCGCGAUAACUUUGCCAAAUAUGUGCGAUUGACGCGCAAGGCAGCCAAUCUGAAUGGCUAUCGCUCGUAUGCCGAUUACUGGGUCCACUUCUAUGAAGAUGCCACCUUUGAGAGCCAGCUAGACGCCACCUACAAGGCACUGCUGCCCUUCUACAGACAGAUCCAUGGCUAUGUGAGGUACCGUCUGCGCCAGCAUUAUGGACCCGAGGUGGUGCCCGCUGAGGGCAACAUUCCCAUGCAUCUGCUGGGCAACAUGUGGGGGCAGUCGUGGAACGAGGUCAUCGAUCUGUUCACACCGUAUCCGGAGAGGCCGUUUGUGGACGUCACAUCGGAAAUGGAGCGACAGGCAUAUAGCGUGCAGAAGCUGUUCGAGCUGGGCGACCAGUUCUUUCAAUCGCUGGGCAUGCGCGCUUUGCCCCCAACUUUCUGGAAUCGAAGUGUGCUCACACGACCCGCAGAUCGCGAAGUAGUGUGCCAUGCCUCUGCCUGGGACUUUUAUCAGGACAGCGAUGUCCGCAUCAAGAUGUGCACCGAGGUGAACACCCAUUACCUGUACGUGGUGCACCAUGAGCUGGGCCACAUUCAAUACUAUCUGCAAUACGAGCAACAGCCCGCUGUUUAUAGAGGAGCCCCCAAUCCGGGCUUCCAUGAGGCUGUGGGUGAUGUCAUUGCGCUGUCGGUAAUGUCCGCCAAGCAUCUGCAGAGCAUCAACCUCACCAGCAACGGAACUCUAGACGAGGAGAGUCGCAUCAAUGAGCUGUUCAAGCGAGCGCUCUCCAAGAUUGUCUUCCUGCCCUUUGGCUACACCAUGGACAAGUAUCGCUAUGCUGUGUUCCGCGGCGAGCUGGACGAAUCGCAAUGGAACUGCGGCUUCUGGCAGAUGCGUUCCGAGUUCGGUGGCGUCGAACCGCCAAUGGCUCGCAGCGACAAGGACUUUGAUCCUCCGGCCAAGUACCAUAUCGAUGCCGAUGUCGAGUAUCUGCGCUACUUUGCAGCCCACAUAUUCCAAUUCCAGUUCCACAAGGCUCUGUGCCGUCUAGCUGGACAGUAUGCCCCUGGUGACAGUACUCGGACUCUGGACAAUUGCGACAUCUUUGGCAGCCGAAGGGCGGGCGAUGCAUUCAAGAAAUUCUUGUCGGCUGGCAAUUCGAGACACUGGAAGGAAGUCCUGGAGGAGUUUACGGGCGAAACUGAAAUGGAUCCAGCUGCACUACUCGAAUACUUCGAUCCACUCUAUCAAUGGCUCAAGCGGGAGAACAAGCGCUUAGGCGUUCCCUUAGGCUGGGAAGACACCAAUAAAAUCCCAUCCAAUUGCUGUGGCGCCUUUAGUACUUAACUCAGGGAAUCUUCUUUUUGUACUCAAUAAAAUUAAGAUAACUUUAUGAUCAAGUGUGAAUUUUUAUACCACCAUGC